Messenger RNA from Notodromas monacha, 3458 nucleotides. Lineage: Eukaryota; Metazoa; Arthropoda; Ostracoda; Podocopida; Cyprididae. The record is from the annotation of a GenBank genome assembly.
UUAGACCCAGGUUUGAUGCCGUAAGACGCCAAGAGAUCUGCAAGCGGCAUAUCUUGUUCCUGAAAAAUGAAAACGAAACCGUUUUUGAACAAUCACUUAUUCCUUGAAAAUGGCCAUUGAAAAGUGUAGAAGCCACUCAUCACAUAGACAAGAGAAAACAAAGCCUUCAUUGUUUCUCAACAAAAAUCCCGACUUAAUCCUUUACUCAUUAGCUUAGAUAACCAUGAAGGCUUGAAGAGCAACAAACCUGGCGCGAUUACCUUUCUAUCUACUAAUUCUUUGCGCAAUAUUACAAUCAUCACACGUAAUGGAAGAAUCCCAGGCGGAUCAAAGAGCUCUCACGUCGGCUCCAGCUUCAUCGCCAAUUACUUCUCAGGCUCAAAAAGAAUUGAAAAAUGAUUUAAAAUUGGAGGAGAAAGUUGGGAUUGUUCCUGUGGACUCGUCCUUGGUUGCUACUAGAUUCAAACCCAUCAUCAAAUCCGAAAGCGACAACAGGGAAUACAGGGCUGUUGUGCUGAAGAACAAACUGAAGGUGAUGUUGGUGAGUGACCCGACAACAGACAAGGCUGCGGCUGCCAUUGACGUGCACAUUGGCAGUUUAUCUGACCCGUGGGAACUCCCGGGUCUGGCCCAUUUUUGCGAACACAUGCUCUUCAUGGGAACGGAGAAGUAUCCGUCGGAAAACGAAUACUCAAAGUUCAUUUCAGAGCACGGGGGAUCUACAAAUGCGUUCACGAGCGGGGAACACACCAAUUAUCACUUCGAUAUUGCUCCGGAUCAUUUGUCUCAGGCCUUGGACAUUUUCGCGCAGUUUUUCAUCAGUCCGUUGUUCACUGAGGGUGCAACGAGCAGGGAAGUUCAGGCGAUUGAAUCUGAGCACAGUAAAAAUAUUCCCUCGGACAAUUGGCGUUUCCACAGGCUGGAAAAACAUUUGGCGAAACCCGGCCACGACUACGGGAAAUUCGGCACAGGAAACAUAGAAACUCUGCAAACUGAACCAGCUAAAAAGGGCAUAAACGUGCGAAACGAGCUCCUCAAGUUCCAUCAAAAAUGGUACUCUGCUUCCCUCAUGACUCUGAGUGUCAUCGGAUCCUCGAGUUUGAACGAUUUGGAAGCCGAAGUGUCGUCAUUAUUCAACACUAUUCCCAACAAUGACGCAACAGCUCCAGUCUGGAAUGAACAUCCUUAUGGACCGGAACAGAUUCAAAGAAUGGUUUACAUGGUUCCCAUCAAAGACAUUCGCAUCUUGUCUUUUUCCUUCCCCAUCAAGGAUUCUCAGCCGCAUUACAAAUCUGCGCCGAUAAGAUACAUUGGACACUUGAUCGGACACGAAGGGAAAGGCAGUUUGCUGUCGUUCCUGAAGAGAAAUGGUUGGGUGAAUGCGCUCAACGUUGGGGAAACCAAAGGUGUAACAGGCCACUCUUUCUUCGAUGCGGAAAUGGACUUGACCGAAGUAGGAUUUCAGCACAUCACAGAAAUCAUAGCUGCGUUUUUUCAAUACGUCGAGAUAUUGAAACAAGAUGGAAUUCAGAAAUGGAUUUUCAAGGAACUUCAAGAUCUGGGUGCAAUGGAUUUCCGCUUCAAGGACAAAGAAGCCCCUCAAACCCUUGUCAUCGGGAUUUCAAACCUCUUGCACUAUUAUCCCGCAGAAGAAGUCAUUAGUGCCCCAUUCCUCAUAGAAAAAUUCGACGCGGAUUUGAUUAAAGAAACCCUGGCAGCCAUUAAACCAGAAAACUUAUACGCGGUUAUUCUUGCGAAAGAAAACGAAGGGAAAGCUAAGCUGACAGAGCCAGUUUUCAAAAUCAAAUACGCCGUCGAAAAAAUUUCCCCGGAAACGAUUGAAAGUUGGAGAAACGUCGCGAAAAAUUCCGCGCUGUUCCUUCCGGAACCGAAUCAAUUUAUCCCGGAGAAUUUCACAUUGUUUCCGCUCGGAAAGCCCAAGGAUACCCAAAAUCAUGGUGCUCCUGAACUCAUUGAAAACACCGAAGCGUUCCGGUUUUGGUACAAGCAAGACGACCAGUUCUUCACUCCGAAAGCUGUCAUUCGAUUCGAGAUUCGCAGUCCUUUGGCCUACCAGGACCCAAACCACAUCAACCUCGCCCACAUGUUCGUACUACUCUUCGAAGAUGACCUCACAGAAUACAGCUACCCAGCACACCUAGCAGGACUAAGUUUCGGUCUUCUCAACGUGAAGUACGGCAUGCACGUCAUUGUCCGAGGGUACAAUCACAAACUUCACGUACUUCUAGAAAAGGUUAUGGACAAGCUGAUCUCUUUCAACCCCGACCCGGUGCGGUUCGAAGUUCUGAAAGAAGUUUACAUCCGAUCGCUCAAAAACUUCGAAGCUGACCAGCCUUAUAAUCACGCCAUGCACUAUACAACACUCAUCCUUGCGGCCCGAUCAUGGAGCAAUAAACAACUUCUAGACGAUGCCAAUCGCCAAAAUGCUCUAACAGUAGAGAAGCUCAAAAAAUACGCGGAUCAGCUGAAGGCGAAAUUCUUCGUGGAAGGCCUGAUUCACGGGAACGUAGAUAGAAAAAAUGCACUGGAAUACGUGACGAGUCUCAAAAAGUACUUCUGCGAACGCGGGUACGAGGCCCUGUACUCCCAGCAACUCAUUCUCGACCGACAAAUUUAUCUUCACCCACGCACACACCACGUCUACGAGAUCACGAACAAUGUGCAUAAUUCCUCGUGCGUUGACCUGUACUUGCAAUGCCGAGUGAUGAACACGCAGGAAAACGUUUUGCUGGAGCUGUUUUCUCAAGUAAUUCAGGAUCCGGUCAUGGAUUGUUUGCGCACAAAAGAACAACUGGGCUAUUUGGUCGCGGCUUAUGUCAAAAGGGUCAGCGGGGCUCAAGGGCUCACAAUCUUGGUGCAAUCUCCGCAUCACCCCAGAUAUUUGGACACCAGGAUUGAAACAUUUCUAGAAUACAUAGAAGAACUGCUCGGGGCUAUGAGUCCCGAAGAGUUCGACAGACACAAACGGUCCCUACGGAGCAAUAGACUAGAACGGCCGCCAACGCUGCGAGUGCAAACUGGACGAUAUUGGUCAGAGAUAGCACUAGGUCAGUAUUUCUUCAAUAGGGAUCAAAGGGAAAUGGAUUACCUUGCCACCGUCACAAAGGAACAGCUUUUGGACUUUUACAAAAAGAGACUGGCACCUGACGCACCGAAAAGAAGGAAAAUCGCUACACAUGUUAUUUCAACGCUGGAAAACCCACCGCGAACACCGAUGAUUGAACAACCCCAAGAAACAUGUAGAGCGACAAUGAAGAAAGCUGAUUCUAUCAUGGAUGCAACAGUGAUUUCCGACGUUCUAGACUUCAAAAACCAAUUGCCACUUCUACCUCUCGCGAAGCCUUAUAUGUCAAUGAAAGUAGGAGGAGUUGAUGGUGGUACAACAGCGAACUUCUAGUUAAUGUGACAAUAAAAACGAACCUUUUGCAAUGAUGAAA